Molecule: messenger RNA, 387 nt
Organism: Lycium barbarum (goji berry)
Lineage: Eukaryota; Viridiplantae; Streptophyta; Magnoliopsida; Solanales; Solanaceae
Exons: 6
Coding region: 1-387 (128 amino acids)
Source: RefSeq, a predicted model, not a curated record
AUGGACCACACUUGUCAGAUCCAAGAUGAUGAGCUUGAAGCGAAGUUUCUCGAGGAGAAAGCUGCACUUGAAGCUAAAUACCAGCAACUGUAUGAACCAUUCAAUACAGAGAUCUUAAAGCGUGACCAAGAAACUUUGAAUUACCUCAAGAUAUCAAGUGGUGCAGGAUUCAUAACCAGAAGUGUUUUAAGCUUCACUUCUUUGAUACAAAACCUUUUCUCAGGAGUUCUUCUUGUUUGUUCAUUUGAUGUGCGAUGUCUUGCAGAACUGACAGAAUGGCAUCCAGAAGUAUGUGAAGAUGAUGACGACAAUGAUGAAGAUGUUGCAGAGGCUCUUGGAAGGGAUGAAUUUGAAGAUAUUGAAGAAGAUGAGGAUGAAGAUGAAUAA